Candidula unifasciata is the source of this 486-nucleotide messenger RNA. The record is from the annotation of a GenBank genome assembly. NCBI's taxonomy places the organism in Eukaryota, Metazoa, Mollusca, Gastropoda, Stylommatophora, Geomitridae.
AUGUCUUCCAGCAAUCAAGGUUACGACAUGAACUCACCACCUUACUCACCAUUCUUUGGUGUGAUGGGAGUAACAUCUGCCAUUUCUUUUUGCGCUCUAGGGGCUGCGUAUGGAACAGCUAAGUCUGGAACGGGAAUCUCAGCCAUGGCUGUGAUGAAACCAGAACUGAUCAUGAAAUCUGUGAUCCCUGUUGUCAUGGCGGGUAUUAUUGCCAUUUAUGGUCUUGUCGUUGCUGUCGUCAUCACACAGGACAUUUCCUCAACAAAUUACACACUUUACAAAAGUUUCCUUCACCUUGGUGCUGGUCUGAGUGUGGGGCUGAGUGGCAUGGCUGCAGGGUUUGCAAUCGGAAUAGUUGGUGAUGCAGGCGUCAGAGGGACAGCGCAGCAGCCCAGGCUCUUUGUGGGCAUGAUCCUUAUACUCAUCUUUGCUGAAGUCUUGGGUCUCUAUGGACUGAUCGUAGCCCUGAUUCUCUCCGUGAAGUAA